Molecule: messenger RNA, 804 nt
Organism: Acytostelium subglobosum LB1
Lineage: Eukaryota; Evosea; Eumycetozoa; Acytosteliales; Acytosteliaceae
Exons: 3
Coding region: 1-804 (267 amino acids)
Biological process (GO): phosphatidic acid biosynthetic process
Cellular component (GO): endoplasmic reticulum
Molecular function (GO): 1-acylglycerol-3-phosphate O-acyltransferase activity
Source: RefSeq, a predicted model, not a curated record
AUGUACAUCACUGGUCUGGGUAUUCACUCUUACAAAGCAUUGGGUAUUGCCAAGCAUAUGUAUCCAUUGGAGGUGAUCAGUAGACUGUGGGCAUUCUUAACAUUGUGGAUUGCAAACAUUGAGAUCGUCACAGAGGGCGAUGAGAACUUAAAAGCCUGCGAGGACAAACCCACGAUACUGUUGUAUAGUCACAGCUCGACGAUCGACCCCAUGGCCAUCCUGACCGUCACUCCGCUGCCUACAAAGUUCAUCUUCAAGAAGGAGCUGCUCUACAUGCUGCCCAUGAUCUUCCCGCUCAGUGCGCUGGUCGGCCACAUCCCAAUCGACCGCUUCAGUCGCGACCAAGCGGUCAGUGCCAUCAACAAGGCGGCCAAACGCAUCAAGGACAACAACACCUGUGUCGUCAUCAGUCCCGAGGGCACUCGGUCACGUGACGGCACACUCCAAGCAUUCAAGAAGGGUCCCUUCCACAUGGCACUCCAAACCAAAGCAAUGAUAGCGCCAGUCUGUGUGUUUGGAAGCUAUGAGCUCUGGCCCGUCUAUCAAUUCCUUCCCAACUCUGGAAAGAUAUUUUUGCGAUACCUACCUCCGUUCCAAGUGGACGAUGAUGCAAAUGUGGACGAGCUGUUGGAGCGAACUAGGAACUGUAUGGUCGAAUCGAUGAAGACACCACCAGCCAAGUUUGAGCCGCUCGAGGGAGCAGGCAAGUGCAAUCAUGCCAUUAUCACACUCUUUGUCUAUGCUUCCAUCAUCUACUGUCUUUACAAUUAUGUAGUUUCAGGCUCUUUCUUUAGAUGGUUCUAG